CAGAAUGGGCGGCAGAGCCGGCUUCUUCGAGGUGGAAAUCCUUGAUUGGGAGACAAAGAAACAGCUAUGCUUCCUAGAUAAGGUGGAACCAAAUGCUACAAUUAGAGAGAUCAGAUUGAUGUUCCAUAAAUUAUAUCCUCGGUGGUACCCAGCAAGGCAGUCAAUAAAACUUGAUCCAAAAGGAAAGUCCCUGAGGGAUGAAGAAAUCCUGCAGCACCUCCCUGUUGGCACAACUGCUACCUUAUACUUUAAAGAUUUAGGGCCACAGAUAGGAUGGACUACGGUAUUUUUGAUAGAAUAUACAGGUCCAUUAUUCAUCUAUUUCGUGUUUUAUUUCCGCAUGAAUUUUGUCUAUGGACUGGAUGACAGGUUUACAUCAAGUCCACAUCCAGUAGUUAACUUGGCAUGUAUCUGCCAUUCUUUCCACUACAUGAAAAGGUUGAUUGAAACAGUAUUUGUUCAUCGAUUCUCCCGUGGGACUAUGCCACUGAGGAAUAUUGUGAAGAACUGCUUAUAUUACUGGGGAUUUGCAGCUUGGCUUGCAUAUUACAUCAAUCAUCCUCUUUACACUCCUCCUUCUUAUGGGAAAAAACAGAUAAAUUUUGCUGUGAUCAUGUUUCUGCUGUGUGAAGCUGGAAAUUUUUCCAUUCAUGUUGCACUCAGUGACCUCCGGAGAAAUGGAUCCAAAACCUGUAAGAUCCCAUAUCCAACAAAGAAUCCUUUCACAUGGCUGUUUUUCUUUGUAUCUUGCCCUAACUAUACAUACGAGGUGGGGACCUGGAUCAGUUUCACUAUCAUGACUCAGUGUGUUCCAGUGGGACUGUUCACCUUGCUUUGCUUCAUUCAGAUGACAGUCUGGGCAAAGGAUAAACACUGCACCUACUUAAGAGAAUUCAAGGAUUAUCCAAGUCAUAGAAUGCCAAUUAUUCCCUUUUUGUUGUAAGAAAAGAAGGCUCAAUUUGAAUAUUGCACAGAACUUCAAGAAGAAAAACCUCAUAAAUGUCCUGCCAAAUAAAUGAAUGAAUUAAAAGGAUUUUGGUGCAUGUUGAAUCUCCACUGCUAAGGGAAAUUGUAUGCACUUGAAAGCUACACUACCUUACCUUCAAGAAUUCUCAACUCAGAAGCACCUUAAAAGAUAAGGCUUCGUUGCACAGCUGCAAAGAAAAAGUUCCUGCAGUUCACUGUAACCUGACUUAGAUUUUCUGUACUAGUCUGUUUAGAUUGAUGGAUCAUAGAUCCUGAGAAGUCUGUGCUGAAGAGCAGCUCCAAAUUUAGCAGUGGCAUUCUGCAAGACAGAAACACUCUGGAAGGAGGACACACCAGCUAACUACAGAGCUCAGUUCAGCCAGCAGGGCCAGCUGGCCUCAGGACAGUUGCAUGAUCUGCCUUCUUUGACUUCAAGAGUGUGUGCUGCCUGGAGGCAGGUGCUUUGUAACAGAUAACAUUACCAAAGAAUAUGAAUGGUUCCUGGAAUAAAGAAAUAGGCGAUAUCUCAAUAACCUGAUUUGGGUCUAACACCUAAUUUGCCAAAACAAUCUUAAAUAAGAAAUAUUCAUGGUAUUUGUGAAUGUAAU
Camarhynchus parvulus is the source of this 1574-nucleotide messenger RNA. Its product is annotated as very-long-chain enoyl-CoA reductase-like. The transcript is spliced from 13 exons. Gene Ontology annotation, molecular function: oxidoreductase activity, acting on the CH-CH group of donors. The coding region runs from base 5 to 943 and encodes 312 amino acids. Gene Ontology annotation, biological process: very long-chain fatty acid biosynthetic process. The record is from RefSeq and is a predicted model, not a curated record. Lineage: Eukaryota; Metazoa; Chordata; Aves; Passeriformes; Thraupidae.